Cladocopium goreaui is the source of this 3022-nucleotide messenger RNA. The record is from the annotation of a GenBank genome assembly. Lineage: Eukaryota; Dinophyceae; Suessiales; Symbiodiniaceae.
GACUCGUGCCCAGACAGACGAUGGUGCCUACACGAUGCUGCUGCCAGUUGGAGCACCUUCCCCACCUCCUGAGCCCGAUGCAGGUGUGGAGCCGGAUGGAGCCGGAGAAUCUUGUCGAUUAGCCAGAGGCCGAGUGCAAAAAGGCAGAAUUGCGAAAAGUGAUGGCCUUUCAAGGAGCGAUGGCUUCCAGUCGAAAAAAGGCGAUUUUACAGGGUCUCCAAUCUUUGAAGUCAAGUCCGCCGUGCCUUUGGAUGACGAUCUUGCAAUGGUGUCCACCAAGUCCCAGGGCGCUGCGGCCAGGGUUCUCUUGGCACUUCCGCCCGAGGGGGCAGAGUUGCCCGUGAUCGCGGAUCCCCCGAUGACAGCAGAUCCGCCGCUGAUGUUUCACUCCGAAGAAGAACAAAAGAGUACCAAGUCGUCGAUGUCCAAGCGACUGACCUCUCUGAAAGCAUCUCUGCGAAAUUUACCACUCUUUCCACACAAACCCGAAAAAGCGAAAUCUGAUGAGGAAUCACUACCACCAAAAAGACAAGGUAGACUACAUGCUGGCCCCACCAGUCCAAAGAACAUCCGGUCAGAAGAUCCCAAGCCGGCGCAGGGCAUGGCCUUGGCCAUUGACCAGCAAUCACUCUCAGCUUCGAAAGAUGGUUGGGGGUCGCCGUCAUCUCCAAAGCCGGGACGGGCACGUGCACAAUCUAAGGAGGAGAGGAAGCCCGUGCCUCCCAGCACACCCUCGAAGGCCCCAAAUGGCUCCGUGAAGGAUGGUGCUCCAUCGCCAGUUCGCCGUUUGAGCCAGCUUUGCGUCCGCGGUUGGACACAAGGGAAGAAGGAUGAUGUGGCAGAGAUCCUGCGAAAGGAUGAGGACUGGGAGCAACAAGAAAGAGUGAUGCAGUACCAAGACGACCUGAAGACCGCCCUGGAGCUACAAGCUCGAGGCCAAGCCAUUGAACUGAAACCGAUGACGGCCGCGGAAGAGAAAGAGCAGUUGGAACUGGAGCGGCAGAUUCAGGAGAAUGGCCUAGCUGGAAAGGAUGCUUUGGCCUUCUUGCUGUCCGCCAAAUUGGGAUCCUUGGACGAUGCUUUCCAAUAUAUGGACACGGCAAAUCGUGGCGAUUCCUUUGCCUUUGUGUCCUGGCAUACGGGGCUUCUGGUGUUGAGAAUCGACCCGAACAAGAUUGCAGGUAUGUCGGUGAAGCAGUCCUUCCAGCGCAUUUCGCAAGGGAAGAGUGAGAUCUCAAAAGCCGCUUGGGAAGAGUACUUCGCAGACUGGGAUGAUUCGGCCUUUACCGGCAAAAGACGACGCAGGCAGGCCCUGAAACCAAAACUUCCUCAAGUUCCCAAGGUGGAGAAACCACCUGAGCCGCCUCCCCCAGAGAAGCCGCCCACCCCGGAGAAGAAACCGGAGGUGAAUAAGUUGAAAAAAGCCACCAUGAAGCUGGCAUUGCUAAGUCGGCUUCAGAAAGAGGAGGAAGAGGAAGAUGAAGAGACCAUCCGCGGACAAGCAAUGGAAGAGCUCUCGAGCCUUCAUCCGGACCCGGCGGAACAAGAGCACCAAGACAGCACCAUGCUGACCAGGCUCCAGUUCUUGUUGACUGUGGCACUCUUCUCAACGGUGUUUGCGGAUCCUGAGGAGAACGCACAGGCCUCUGGCCGCAACCUGGAGAGGGUUGUAAGCUGCGGCGUUUGCCAGAACGUGCCCGAAUCUACUUGCAAGUGGUGUAGCGGUACUGGCGGGGCGGCACCAGACCAAAGCGUGAAACUGUCGAACCUUUCAAGAAAGAAAAGGGCGAUACACUUGCAGGUUGCUCGGGAAUUGAACCUUUGGUCUUCAACACAAGGUUCUUCCUUGCUGGUGAUGCGGGAAGGGCCCAUUUCCCAGAAACUGCGACAGGAUGUGUUGGAGUUGCCAUUGUGUUCGGGGAUCCGGCUUCGAGCCAAAAAAGCAGGUCCUGGCCUGGUCUUGUUGGGCCGGACCUUGGCAGAGGCAGAAAACCUGCGUAUUUCCAAGGCGAUCGGCCCAUGCCCCAAUGCAACCCAAGAGCUUGUGCUUCCAAAGUUCUCUUUGGCAGCCCGCAGUUUGGUUGACGUGGAUGAGGACGAUGGCUACGAUGUAGACAUCUUCAAUGACAGAGGCUCUGCUCCAGAAGUGGAGGAAGUCUUGAGAAGUCAACUUGCAGAUCUACCCCUUAAAGCCAUGUAUGAGUUUCCCGCGGCAGUUGGCCAGGACUUCCGUGACUGUGCAGUUCGAGUUUGCAAAGAAUAUGGCUAUGACAUCAUCGGCGUUUCAGGCUUUCAGGAGCGCGUGGUGGUUGGAAACUUGAAGGAAUCUGUGGAACGUUUGCAUGCAGAGCUGGCUGAAGGUGUUCAACCGGGAUUCGUCCAGUUCAGCAAUGACAUCUCGCGUUUGGAGAAGGAAGUGAUUCGAAGGGAGGCACGUUUGAAAGGCUACAUCGUGGUGGAGGAUGAAGCCGGUCUCAGGGUCUCGCGGAUGAAAGAAGAAGGCCCUCUCAAGGAGCUGUGCAAACUUAGCGCUGAGGUUUUUGCUCAGCAGCCUGGCAUCCACUGGAUUAAGCGGAUCCUUCCAUCCAAGUGUUGCAUGGAACAUCGGUACGAUUCGGUGCGGCGUGCACCUCUCACUGACAUUGCUGAAGCGCUUCUGAGGGCAAUGAUGCUGAGGUUUGAAGCUGAGACUCUAGGCCUAGAGGGCAUCGAAACAGGAGGAAUAUCAGGAUCAUUUUGGAAUUCACGAGAAAUGAUCCACACAGCUACUGCUAGGGAUGUGCCACCUGACCGGGCUGAAGUUCUGGCUAAGCCGCUUUAUGAGGCGUUUGACGACACAUUGCAUUUGCAGAUCGAGCUGACGAAGGCUUCUAAUGGGCUGUCAAAGCAGUUCUUCAAGGUGUUUCUUGACAAGGCAAUGCAACAAGCAGGUUGGUAUCCGAGCCCAGAAGUUCUCGAGGCUUUGCACAAGAGAGAAGAGGAAGGUGGCGAUGAAGAUGAGUAUGAUGCGGCUAGUGAUGAG